Pelobates fuscus (common spadefoot toad) is the source of this 2961-nucleotide messenger RNA. Its product is annotated as protein-arginine deiminase type-2-like. The transcript is spliced from 16 exons. The coding region runs from base 17 to 1996 and encodes 659 amino acids. Lineage: Eukaryota; Metazoa; Chordata; Amphibia; Anura; Pelobatidae. The record is from RefSeq and is a predicted model, not a curated record. Gene Ontology annotation, cellular component: nucleus; cytoplasm. Gene Ontology annotation, molecular function: calcium ion binding; protein-arginine deiminase activity.
CAGGUGGGGCAGCAGGAUGCAGCACACCAAGAGGACAGUGCGCCUGGACCGGGGGCAGAGGCUGCAGGCAGUGUGUGUGCUGGGCACCUGCCUCUCCGUGGACGUCAAUGGGGGCGCACCAACAGAAUGCAAGUGGUUCAGCAUGCACCACUCGCCAAACGUUGAGGCUGAAGUACUAAGCAGUGAUCUAUCCAACCAGAAAGUCAUCAAUGGUGAGAAACUGUGGAACUUGUCCAGCAAAACAAUGGUGGAGCUUCGGAUGACUACACCCAGCACUGAGACCAAUGAUGGCAAGGUCACGUUUGGGUACUAUGGGAAAGGAUCAGAUGUGCCAAUAGACAAAGCUGGACUCUAUCUCACUGGAGUUGAAAUCUCUCUGGAUGUGGAUGCAGACAGGGAUGGAAUUGUGGAAAAGAAUAAUCCACAGAAGGCAUCAUGGACGUGGGGCCCUAAUGGUCAGGGAGCCAUCCUGCUGGUGAAUUGUGACAAGGACAGUCUACUGUCUCGGACAGUUGACGGAGGAGAUGACAUUAUGCUCAGUAAAGCAGAUCUGCUGGACAUGUCUCGUAUGGUCCUCCGAACCCGUGGGCCAGAGAAGCUCCCUGCCGGUUAUCAUCUCCUGCUUUACAUCUCUGCAUCGGACUCUGAGAAUCUGGGAGUGUUUCACUGUCACAGUAAGGUCUAUACACAUGUUCUUGGAAAGGAAAAGCUGUUCUACAAGGCCCGGUACACUGGGUUGAAUGAAUUGGAGUUCUUUGUGGAAGGCAUUCGUUUCCCAGAUGAGGGGUUCAAUGGCCUGGUGUCAAUCAAAGCCAGCUUGCUAGAAUCCCAGGUGGAGGGCAUCCCAGAGACCCCUAUUUUCACAGAUGUGGUGACAUUCCGCGUGGCUCCUCUGAUCAUUACUCCAAAUACUCUUGAACCAGUGGAGGUUUAUGUCUGCAGUGUGAAAGAUAAUUACCUUUUCCUAAAGCAUAUCAAGGCUUUAGUGAGCGAGGCGAAUUACAAGAUUCAGAUCUGCUUUGAAUAUGUCAACCGUGGUGAUCGUUGGAUGCAGGAUGAAAUGGAAUUCGGAUAUAUCGACGCUCCGCACAAAAGCUUCCCUGUGGUCCUGGAUUCCCCGAGAGAUGGAAACCUAAAGGACUUCCCAGUCCGAGAUAUUCUGGGCCCAGACUUUGGUUAUGUGACCAAAAUUGCAGCUUCUUCAGAAGUCACUAGCCUGGACUCCUUUGGGAAUUUAGAAGUCAGCCCUCCUGUGACCGUACAAGGGAAGAAAUAUCCUCUGGGGCGGAUGCUGAUCGGAAGCAGUUUCCCCACCACUACUGGACGGAGGAUGACCAAAGUGGUUCGAGACUUUCUCUUUGCUCAGCGUGUUCAGGCGCCCAUCGAGCUUUUCUCUGAUUGGCUGUACGUAGGCCACAUAGAUGAAUUCUUGUCCUUUGUGCCGACAUCUGAUCGACAGGGAUUCCGCCUGCUCCUGGCUAGUCCUGCUAAAUGCUUUCAAAUUUUUCAAGAGAAGAAGGCGGAAGGUCAAGGUGACGCCACCAUGUUUCAGGGACUGGAAACCAAAAGAUGGACCGUUACCAAAAUUCUCUCCACAGACAGCAUUGUGCAAGAGAACAAUUAUGCACAGCACUGCAUUGACUGGAACCGGGAUAUCCUUAAGCAGGAGUUGGGGCUCACAGAAGACGACAUUAUUGAUAUUCCAGCUCUCUUUAGGCUCGAUAAAGGUGGCAAGGCCUUGGCAUUCUUCCCAAACAUGGUUAAUAUGAUUGUUUUGGGGAAAGAAUUGGGAAUCCCCAAACCUUACGGACCCAUCAUUAAGGAGACCUGCUGUCUGGAGGACUAUGUCAUCUCUGUGUUCAAACCCCUGGAAUUGAAGUGCACAUUUAUUGAUGAUGUCGUAUCAUACCACAAAAAAUUGGGUGAGGUGCACUGUGGCACCAACGUACGUCGAAAGCCUUUCACAUUCAAGUGGUGGCAAAUGGAAGAGCCUUAAUUUUUUAACUAUUUUGCUUGUGAUCCACUUUUCUGUUCUUUUAGCCUUUUUUUUUUUUUCGUAACUGCAACAACCCACUGUAUUGGGAAUAAUCUACAAUAUUUCCAUACAAAGCAUUCUCUGUGCUGGUGACCGGCUUUGCUAAUUACUAAUUAUAGCAAGGGUAUGCUUUGUACAGGCCCUAUAUGCAGCAUUAUUUCCCAGAUCACUUCAUUAAACAGUGAUAUUACCAACAUACCACAGAAUGAAAAGCAACGGUUUCAAUUCUCAGCCCAACACGGAGGUAAAUAAAUGACAAUAUUCACCAUUCCAAGCCAUUAAUAAUAGAAGUUUUGCGCUGUCUCUAGCUGCAUAGUUCAUUGUUGCUUUAACUGAGGAUAGCGUUGGAUCAUCUGUCAUCUAGGCUCCCGAUUAAAUAAUCGGAUACAAGUGGUAACGGGACUAUUCCGCCUAGUUACUGGGCUGAAAAUGGGUCAUAACUGCGGCAGUGCCAAGUGCGGCAGUGGGCAGAGUAAACCACCAAUGUACAGAAAAAAUAAUGGAUAUGUGGCAUUCUAGUCACUAAAUUCCGUCCUCCGUGACCUGAAUCAGUUAUGCCACAUAUACAAAUGUUAUUCUACAGUUAAAUCAUUUUUAGUUUUUUUAAUUAUUAUAAUUUUGUUCCUAUUUCCGUCAGAGGCUGCUCUUCCCUUAUUGCUAUGUAUUCAGCCCCUCCGCUCUAUCCCCUAGCAUGCUGGGUAUUAACUCACUGGUUAUUUAUUCUGGGACUUUUUGUGUCUGCCUGUAAAAGGAUGCAAUUUAUCUUGUGUUUUUUACACUACUAACCUGUUACUCCACUGUUUUCUAACUCUAUUUUUCUAGAAACGUCAUUUUAGCUAGUUUCACGUUUGUGUUUUGGACUUUUCGGUCCCUCUCUCGCUAUUUCAGUUCUUCAAAUCGAUAAAAUAAAAUGAAUGUAUCCUUGC